AAACAUCAUUCUUCUAAAAAUGCAUGUUUAUACGUUCUUGAUCAUGGUGUUAAAAUCAUAUCCUCGUAACUAUCUCAACUUUCAGUUUUCAUCCGGAAUAUCCACGCUGCAAAACCAUUCAACUCUAACAUAAUUUUUCUGACCAGUACUAUCCGGACUGUGCUUGCAUGGCGGCGCGCUGUGGUUGUGCGUGUGGGCGGCGCGGUGCAUGUGCGUGGAUCUGACAAUCGAAUGAUAAGAUGGAUAAGGAGAAUGAGCUGCCGAAGAGAUAUUUUCCCAACGCGUAUUCUGAUUAUCAUGGAACGCAAGUCAUCCUAUACGACUGGAAGCCUCGUAUAAAGGAGUUUGUCAAGAUCAUUACGACGCGGCAAUCCGUAACCCUCCGGGACUGUGAUGGUGGCCUUUAUGUGGGUUUGUCAGGGAUUUCUUAUGUGUUUUGGUACCUGGCGCACUCACCUCACUUCACAGCUGAGAGGGUAGAGUAUUUGAAACAUGCUCAGAGCUUGAUGCAGAUUGCUCUCCAGCAUGCACAGGCUCCAGAAGUUCAGUUUGACCCCACCAUGAAGGCUGGGUUUCUUCUUGGUAAUGCAGGGGUAUAUGCUGUGGCAUCAUCACUAUAUGCAGCACUGGGUGACCAAGAGCUAUGUCACAAGUACCUGCAGUCUUAUGCGGCAGCUGCCACCCACUGCCAGCCGAUCCACUUCCUGCGCUGCGGCGGCGACGAGCUGUUUGUGGGGCGCGCAGGCUUCAUCUGUGGGGCCCUGUGGCUCCGCAAGACCCUCAGCGUCGACAUCCUGCCUCAGGAGCGGAUGUUCUCGCUGUGCGACGCCAUCAUCCAGUCAGGCCGCGAGUAUUCGCUUCGUCAGCGGUCGCCCGUGCCGCUCAUGUACGCCUACUACGACACCGAGUACCUAGGCGCGGCGCACGGCAUCAGCGCCAUCCUGCAGAUGCUGAUGUCGGUCCCAGACUACCUGCUGUCGCGGCCGGACGUGUCGCGCGACGUCAAGACGACGCUCGACUUCCUGACCAGCCUGCAGCAGCCCAACGGCAACUACCCAUGCGCCAUGGACGAACUGGGCGGCCGGCGACCAGAGCCCGAGGAGCUCAUCCACUGGUGUCAUGGAGCGCCAGGUGUGGUGUACAUGCUUGCCAAAGCAUACCUGGUGUUCAAGGAGGACAAGUACCUGCACGCAUGCCUCAAGUGUGGAGAGAUCACAUGGCAGAAGGGACUUCUGCGGAAAGGACCCGGCAUCUGCCACGGCGUGUCGGGCAGCGGCUACGUGUUCCUGCUGCUGUACCGGCUGACGGGCGACCAGCGGCACCUGCACCGCGCCCAGCAGUUCGCCUCCUUCAUCUUCACCGAGCAGUUCCACCGGCACUCGCGCCAGCCAGACUGCCCGUACUCGCUGUUCGAGGGUCUGGCCGGCACCGUUUGCUUCUUGGCCGACCUCAUGCAGCCCGAGAAGGCAUCGUUCCCCUUCUUCGACAUCUUCAGCUAGGCGGCCGGCCGCCGGCCGGGCGACUCAGCAGGGAUGGUGGUCGCGCCUCGUGCGGAUGCAUUCCAGUGACGAUGGACGUGGGGUAACAGUGUCGCGCGGACCGAGGGGGCCGAGGGACGCACAGCGACGGCGGCCUAGUCAGCGGGCUGGGCGGCACCGUUCUCCUCAUCAAGUGCCAGAAUACGCGCGAGGCAGUGUCUAUUUUCGUACAAUAGCGGGCGCGAGCUCGCGCUAGUUCGGCUCGUCCGUUGUACCAGAUUACUCACGUUUAGUGACCCAUUGUUACGAAUGUGCGAUCGAGAUCACACUAUAUGGGCUUGUUGCUGCAGUGCUCUGAACCUUCAACUACAUCCGUACUCUACCUUCGGCUCUUAAUAAACCUGUAUUUUUAUUAACAUGCUA
Molecule: messenger RNA, 1901 nt
Organism: Pollicipes pollicipes
Lineage: Eukaryota; Metazoa; Arthropoda; Thecostraca; Pollicipedomorpha; Pollicipedidae
Product: lanC-like protein 3
Exons: 6
Coding region: 240-1499 (419 amino acids)
Biological process (GO): peptide modification; carbohydrate metabolic process
Cellular component (GO): plasma membrane
Source: RefSeq, a predicted model, not a curated record